Molecule: messenger RNA, 2220 nt
Organism: Phialemonium atrogriseum
Lineage: Eukaryota; Fungi; Ascomycota; Sordariomycetes; Cephalothecales; Cephalothecaceae
Exons: 7
Coding region: 1-2211 (736 amino acids)
Source: RefSeq, a predicted model, not a curated record
AUGGGCCAGACUACCGUGUCUGGUCUCGUGAGCAUGUCCGAGCUUAUUGCAGAGCACAUCAGACCCAUUCCGCCCAUUACCGCCGUUGAUCCCCAGAAAUCGAGAAGAGUCGAGAAGAGCAAUGCCUCCCAUAAGUAUUUCAUCGAUGCCCUCAGCGGUACCUUCAAGGCUAUAGGUGGUGAGGCGUGGAAAUCCAGACAAAAAGCCGAUAGUGACGGCGCAGAGGACGACGAGCACGAGGCCGAUGCCGGAGAUUUAAGUGACGAAGCGUCCGAAGCUGGCGGUCAAUUCACAGCCGCCACUCCUCAGAGACUCAAGCAGAACAAGCCUUCCGGAAAGGGGAGGAAGCAAAAAGGGAAAGAGGAGGCCAAGGGGAAACAGCAGCGGCAACCAUCCCCGGCCAACGAGUCAAGCCUGGACGAUGUACCGCUGGAAAGUUACCGCAUCAUAAAAUCCGGCGGUGGCGAGCCUGUCACCGAUUACCUGAUGGCCGUCUACGACCUCGUCUCAGAAUGGGCCAGCCUUCGAUCGUACCUCCAGUCACUCUGGUCCGAAAUGGCGUAUCAAGGCUUCAACAGGCCGUCGCCAGCGGUCAUGAAGACGAUGACGAGGGGGGAUCCGGACAAGGCCCAGGGCAUGUUCUCGUUGUCCCUCUUCUCCGUCUCGCCGGGCUGGGACCAGAAAAAGAUGGUCGAGGAAGUGGCCAUUGAGGUCAGGGAGCAGUUCCUGAUCUACGCCUAUGAGGAUCUCCGCGAUUUCGUCGCCGAUUUCCAGAAGACUCACAGCGGAAAGCCGACAAAGCGCAUGCUCGCCGAGAUCGCCAACUGGGACCCCAACUUCAACCUCCAAAACGCCAGCGAGAAGGAGAGGAUCAAGUGGCGUCGGUCGUACACGAUCAAUUGGCUUUGCGACCUGGUCAACGUCUUUUUGACCAUCGUCGGGCCGUGGAACGUGCAUCGCAGGCUCUUCGGCCUGAACGAGUUUGCCGGCACCGAAAUACAGCUCAACUUCAUAGAUUGGCUCGGGGAGAGCAAAUACCAGCAUGGCUUGACGACCAUUCCGCCGUCCCGCUUCUCCAACCGCAACCCGAACGGCCUCUGGGAGUACUCGCCGUUUCUCUGUGGUGUCGGCCUGAUGGAGGGUGUCGAGCUGGCUUACCUCGUGGGCAUAAUGAUCUGGGACAAAAUCCCUAAUGCCAUUCUGCUGGUCCACCUCCACAACAUGUUCGUCCAGAAAGGCUACAUCAAGAAGCUUGUGGGACUAUACGCCUCCUUGCAGGACAUCUUCAAGGACUCCUUCUUCGCCGACGGCGUGAUCCCCACGGCCAAUUUCGGCGAAGCCCUGCUCGCGCGGGUCGGCAAGGCUAAGUUGAGGGGCACUGAGGCCCAGCGGCGGCACGUCGCGCGAUCGGUGAAGGACAUGCACGGCCUCCUGUCCGUCGAUCUGAACCUUUUCUUCAAGACUAAGUCGUACGCGCUCCAUUUCCGAGCCGCCGACUGGGAUCCCGAACGAAUUUCCGAGACCGACAUACCCGUGGCGUCGCUGCUGGCCCUAGUCCGCAUGGCCCAGACGAAGAGGCUAGACGAUACCGACCUGGUCCGCCGCGCAAGGGCCAGCGGAAUGCCCGGAGAGCUGCUCUUGGACGUGUCGUCGGCACUCGUGACGAAUCUGAAAGGCGGCCGCGAUGAAAUGCCCACGCCCAUUCCAGACAUCUUACAGGAUGCCGUCCCGGAGGGCUACCGCACCCAGUGGGGUGCGGACCUCAAGAACAGACCCGGCGGAAAGUCCCAGUCCGGCGGCGAUCGGGAUGCUGCCGCGGUGUCGCCCCGCGACAUGCUGGAGCUCUUGAAGUGGGACAUAUUCCGGGACGUGUGCGGCGACAUGCCGGUUAUGAGUCUCAACUUCAUCUGGGUCACGGUGCGGUUCAUGAUGCUCUUCAUGCAGAUCGAGGAGGAGCUGGCGAAACGCGCGAACCCCUUAUGGGCGCGGGCGUACGAACUGGACCCGCUGUGGUCGCGUGACAAGAGGGUUGUGCUUGCCUUCCUGGCCCUGUCCGAGCAGGAUGAUGAGUGUCUGCGAACGAUGGCGAGGGAGUUUGAGAAACCCCGGGCGGGGUUCAUGAACCACAUCUAUUGGGAGGACUUGGGGGAUACGGCGGACAGGAUGAAUAUGGACAAUCAGCUGCCCGAGGACAAGUGUGUGGUGAUGUAAGAGCCUGGG